This is a messenger RNA of Peronospora matthiolae, 882 nucleotides long. NCBI's taxonomy places the organism in Eukaryota, Oomycota, Peronosporomycetes, Peronosporales, Peronosporaceae. The record is from the annotation of a GenBank genome assembly.
AUGACGGACAGCGGCAAGUGUGCGUUUGUUCUUGGGAUCGAGCUUUUGGACGGUGAAGAUGGCAGUGUGACACUAUGUCAGCGUCGGUAUGUCGAUGAUAUCCUCAAGCGCUUUGGCAUGGAUGAUUGCAAGGCAGUCGCAAGUUCAGUCGACAUGAGCUCUCGACUUGUUUCAAGUGAUGCAACUACCAAGGUCGAUGCUCCUUUUCGCGAAGCUGUUGGUGCGUUGAUGCACCUGACCACUGCAACGCGUCCGGACAUUGCGUUUGCUGUGGGCUAUGUGUCGCGGUUCAUGGAAAAUCCCCAAGAAGAACACUGGGUUGCAGUUAAGCGUAUCUUUCGCUACCUACAAGGCACCAAGACGCAUGGAAUUUGCUACAAGCCAAGUGCAAGGAUCGACUUCCGUGGAUAUUCGGAUGCGGAUUGGGCUGGUGAUCUUACCGACCGCAAGUCAACAUCGGGGUACACGUUCAUGCUACUCGGUGCGCCAGUCAGUUGGGGCAGCAAGAAGCAGCCAAGUGUUUCGUUGUCCACGAGUGAAGCCGAAUACAUCGCACUCAGCUUGGCGAUUCAAGAGGGCAAGUGGAUUCAUCGUCUGCUUUGUGAGAUCGUGAUGGCUGCCAAUGAAGAAGGACCGGAACUCAUGAUCCAUGAAGACAAUCAGUCGUGUAUCAAGAUGACGAAGAACCCAGUCAACCACGGCCGUGCCAAGCACAUUGAUAUCAAGUACCAUCACAUCCGUGAUGAGGUCAAGCGCGGUGAAGUGAAGCUCAAGUACUGUGAAACUGCGGUGAUGUUAGCGGACAUCAUGACGAAGGGACUUCACGGGCCACGCCACAAGGAGAUGACGGCGACUCUCGGGAUUCGUGAGCAUUCGGAUUGA